Vidua macroura (Pin-tailed whydah) is the source of this 1664-nucleotide messenger RNA. RefSeq names its product AE binding protein 2 (gene AEBP2). The coding region runs from base 1 to 1545 and encodes 514 amino acids. The transcript has 9 exons. NCBI's taxonomy places the organism in Eukaryota, Metazoa, Chordata, Aves, Passeriformes, Viduidae. The record is from RefSeq and is a predicted model, not a curated record. Gene Ontology annotation, biological process: regulation of transcription by RNA polymerase II. Gene Ontology annotation, cellular component: ESC/E(Z) complex.
AUGGCGGCCGCUCGCUGCAGCGACAUGGCGGAGCCCCAGCGGCGCCUUCCCGGGCAGGCGGCGCCCGCCGAGGAGGAGGAGGAGGCGGAGGUGGCGGCGGAGGUGGAGGUGGCGGCCGCGGCCGCCGGUGGGGCUGGAUCCUCCUCCUCGUCGUCGCCGCUGCCGCCGCCGCCGCCUUCGGCCGCGGCGGAGCCGGAGCCGCUGCUGCUGCUGAACGGCGAGGCGGAGAGCAUGUCGGAGCCCAGCCCGGAGAGCGCCAGCCAGGCCGGGGACGGGGAGGACGAGGACGAGGAGGAGGAAGAGGAGGAGGAGGAGGAGGAGGAGGAGGGCGGCGAGGAGGAGGAGAGCAGCCUGGUGGGCAGCAGCAGCAGCAGCACGAGCAGCGGCUGCUGCAGCGACGAGACCCGCUCGCCGAGCCCCGGCGGCGGCAGCGAGGCCGACGCCAAGGAGGAGCCCAAGGGCCCCCGGGGCAGCCAGGAGGACGGGCCGGGCCGCGGCGGCGGCGGCGGGGGCGGCAGCAGCUCCAGCAGCGUGUCCAGCGGCGGCGACGAGGGAUACGGCACCGGCCCCGGCACGGGCGGCGGCAGCAGCUGCGGCAGCGCCACGUCGGGGGGCCGGCGGGGCAGCCUGGAGAUGUCCUCGGACGGGGAGCCCCUCAGCCGCAUGGACUCGGAGGACAGCAUAAGCAGCACUAUCAUGGACGUAGACAGCACAAUUUCCAGUGGGCGUUCCACGCCAGUCAUGAUGAAUGGACAGGGAGUUCCUGCCUCCUCUGCCAAAAGCAUUGCCUAUAACUGUUGUUGGGAUCACUGCCACGCCUGCUUCAGCUCCAGCCCGGAUUUGGCGGAUCACAUUCGCUCCAUACACGUGGAUGGUCAGCGAGGAGGGGUGUUUGUUUGCUUGUGGAAAGGUUGCAAAGUAUAUAAUACACCUUCAACAAGUCAAAGUUGGUUGCAGAGGCAUAUGCUGACACACAGUGGGGACAAACCUUUCAAGUGUGUAGUUGGUGGGUGCAAUGCCAGCUUUGCAUCUCAGGGAGGACUUGCCCGUCAUGUACCCACACACUUCAGCCAGCAGAACUCUUCAAAAGUUGCCAGCCAGCCAAAGGCCAAAGAGGAAUCUCCAUCUAAAGCUGGAAUGAAUAAAAGAAGAAAAUUGAAGAACAAGAGACGACGAUCACUACCAAGACCUCAUGACUUCUUUGAUGCACAAACACUGGAUGCUAUAAGACAUCGAGCCAUCUGCUUUAACCUCUCAGCACAUAUAGAAAGUUUAGGAAAAGGCCACAGUGUUGUAUUUCAUAGUACUGUAAUAGCUAAACGAAAAGAAGAUUCUGGCAAAAUAAAGCUCUUGCUUCAUUGGACACCAGAGGACAUUCUGCCUGAUGUGUGGGUAAAUGAAAGUGAGCGACAUCAGUUAAAAACUAAAGUAGUUCAUUUAUCAAAACUACCAAAAGAUACUGCCUUGCUUCUGGACCCAAACAUUUACAGAAAUUCUAGUAAAGGAGGUACAUACAGUGGAAUCCUGAAAGAUCACUUCUGUUAAGAUCACAUACUGAACAAUGCCCCAGAAGAGGUUGAAGAGGUAAAAACCAAGCAACUGGGGACACCUGCAGUCUUAGUCACUGACAAUGGAUUUAGAAAUAAAGUUGCACAUUAGUCAAA